Cottoperca gobio is the source of this 2467-nucleotide messenger RNA. Its product is annotated as heparan sulfate glucosamine 3-O-sulfotransferase 6. Gene Ontology annotation, molecular function: [heparan sulfate]-glucosamine 3-sulfotransferase activity. The record is from RefSeq and is a predicted model, not a curated record. The transcript is spliced from 2 exons. Bases 359 to 1492 code for a protein of 377 amino acids. NCBI's taxonomy places the organism in Eukaryota, Metazoa, Chordata, Actinopteri, Perciformes, Bovichtidae.
CACUGGAGCGCACAGGAGGCACGGGAGCGCACAGGAGGCACGGGAGCGCACAGGAGGCACGGAGCGCACAGGAGGAGGCACGGAGCGCUGCGGGACAUUCAUUCACAGACACCUUUCAGCUGAGCGUCGCUGGGACUUUGCUUAAGUUCUUUAGAAAAAAAAAACCUUACAAGUUGUCUUCGAUGACGAGCCGGCGCGAGACAAAGUCAAAGGGCGAGUGAGAUAAGCCGAGGGAUAUGUGGAGCUUUUUGACGCGCGGGGGGCACGUUUUGCGCCACUUGCUGUUGUGGCACGAGCGCGGUGACUUUUUAAAAAGCCUUUCUCAGUUUGAGUGACUUUUAAAGUAUGACUUCCUUUGAUGUGGCAUGUUUCCUGCAUUGUGUCCUCAUGCUCAGUAUUGCGACUCAUGGGAUGUAGUAAAUGGAGAGCCGCGCUCAACUUCGGACACCUGAGGGUGCAGUCCAAGCUGUCCGUCUUCUUUACCAUGAUCAUCCUCUGCACGUACCUCUUUUACUGCCUCAACGGAUACUGUGACUCCUUGCCAAGGCCCGUGUAUGACCAGCAAAGUAAUUUUCAAAACAAAAUCAACCUAAAAGAUGGAGCGUCAGCGCAGCAGCUCGGCGCGCAGAACGCGUCUCAGGUUGUCCGGGAACAGCUGUCGGACUUGUUGAACAGCGAUGCUCCCUCUAACAAUAUAUCUAUAGCUAAUACUUUCGGCAGCAAAAAGUUCCCUCAGGCCAUCAUCAUCGGGGUGAAGAAAGGUGGCACGAGGGCUCUGCUGGAGUUCCUGCGCAUCCACCCGGACGUGAGAGCCGUCGGCUCCGAGCCGCACUUCUUUGACCGCUUCUACGAUAAGGGAUUGGACUGGUACAGGAACCUGAUGCCUCGUACUCUGGAGGGUCAGAUAACCAUGGAGAAGACCCCCAGUUACUUUAUAACCAAAGAAGCUCCUCGGCGCGUCUUCUCCAUGAGCCGCCACACCAAGCUCAUCGUGGUGGUGCGUGACCCCGUGACCCGGGCUGUUUCUGAUUACACCCAGACUCUGUCCAAAUCUCCCGGGCUUCCGUCCUUUCAGAACCUGGCCUUCCGCAAUGCCACCACGGGCCUAAUCGACACAUCUUGGAGUGCCGUGCGCAUCGGCAUCUACGCCAAGCACCUAGAGAACUGGCUGCGCUUCUUCCCGCUCUCACGCCUCCUCUUUGUCAGCGGAGAACGCCUCGUGACGGACCCGGCAGGCGAAAUGGGCCGUGUCCAGGACUUCCUGGGACUCAAACGGGUGGUGACGGACAAGCACUUCUACUUCAACCAGACCAAAGGUUUCCCCUGCCUCAAGAAGCCCGAGGGGAGCAGCAGGCCGCGCUGCCUGGGGAAGUCGAAGGGCAGGCCCCAUCCCCAGAUCCCCUCUGAGGUCCUGCAUAGGCUCAGAGACUUCUACAGACCCUUCAAUCUCAAGUUUUACCAAAUGACCGGCCACAAUUUUGGUUGGAACUGAACAGCUGCUCACCAAAGCUCUUACAAACUGUUAGUAGCAUUCUUGUUCAGCCAACUACCAAAACCAGACAGGGAUAUCUUGAAGACUGUGUGUUACCAAAGGUUUUACCGUGCAAAAUAUGCCUUUCCUUUAUUUCUUAAGCUAUUAAGACUUCUUCCUUCCUGCAGAUUCACAACAGCAAUGCUAAAGAAAAGCUUGUGAGACAUGCUGGUUGCUGCUGCAAUGUGACGAGCAGAAGCCAGAUUGAAGCAUACUUGCACUUGGCACCCCGAGAGGCAGUAGUAUGCUUAACUCUUAUUGCUGUCCAAAACACUUAACGGCGCAGCCUCUAUAUUGAAAAUAACUUCAGAAAGAUGCCAACACUGCAAAGAGAUGUGCCUAAAGUUAAACCAAAUGAUGAACGAGUAACGAGCCAUGACAGUCUGGCAAAGCUACGAUAAACCAAACGACAUAGAGGGACACGGGAGCUCUGCUAAAAAACAAAUUACAUACUCAGUCUGCGAGGAAAGAAGCAAAGGGUUUUGAAUCAAAAUAAAUAACUUAAUCAUUCAGAAUCCCAUCAGCAUUGUUCAGUUUGCCUCUGUCAGGUUUAUACAGUGUAUGCAGUUAUAGAUAGUUCUUUGUUUCUUUAGUUCCUUCAAUGCAAGCUCCAUUUCUAGACUGUCUUUAAUACAAAUGAAAGAUCUAGCAUGGUGAAAAAGGUACCACACGUCUAAAAUGUAAGUCCACUAUUUGCUGUAAAUUUGCUGAUAUUUAUGUCGCCAAUACAAUGCUUGUAUAAAAUGUUCUCGACAGAAAACACCUGUAUCUGUGAUUGUUUUCUACUUGUAAUCAACACUCACCUCCACAAACAUGCAGCUGUAUAUUUCUAAAAGCUUAAUUUAUAAGAUGACAAACUAUUGUUGAGAUGUUUUCUCUGAGACUUUUGUAUUUGAAAUUCUGCUGGAAAUUCUGACUAAAACCUUUAUUCUAAAA